This is a messenger RNA of Dermochelys coriacea (leatherback sea turtle), 9765 nucleotides long. RefSeq names its product nuclear receptor subfamily 2 group C member 2 (gene NR2C2). The record is from RefSeq and is a predicted model, not a curated record. Lineage: Eukaryota; Metazoa; Chordata; Testudines; Dermochelyidae. Gene Ontology annotation, molecular function: nuclear receptor activity; RNA polymerase II cis-regulatory region sequence-specific DNA binding; zinc ion binding. The transcript is spliced from 14 exons. Bases 969 to 2759 code for a protein of 596 amino acids. Gene Ontology annotation, biological process: positive regulation of transcription by RNA polymerase II; cell differentiation; anatomical structure development.
GAAAUAAAAUAUUUGUGUUACUUAAAGUCAGCUAAGUCAUGUACUUGUUACAUAAGCUUGUGUAAUGGAAAUUCACUGUAAUGAAAUUCAUUGUCAUAAAACUUUUCAAAGAGUUCAGCUCCCCUUUUCCCUCUCAAAGUGUAGUUGAUAUUAUGAGGGCAAAAAAAAAAUACCUCCUUGCAGAUAUUUCAAAAUGUUCUAUUAUUAAUAGUGUGUUGUUGCAUUAAUUUGCCAGAUUUCACUGUAGUCUGAUCCAAAUGUUUUGUCAGGGAAUUAAAAUAAUGAAUCAUAACUUUCUCACAUGCAUCAUGUAUUUAAUAUAUUAAGUCUUAUAUAAUAAUAAGACUGAUUACAUUACUACAUGUGUGAGGGGCACAUAGGAAUUUAGAGAGGCCCAUGUUCCUUUAAAUACAUUAGCUUAAUGAACUGUAAAGAUAAAGAUGCUCUACAGGAAAUAUGGUGGUUUUCCUUUUCCACUUACUGAUUUGAAAAUAAUUCAAGAGCUGGGGAAACUCUUUUCUCAUAGAAUUCUCUUUUUCUGCCUUAUGGAGAGGUAGCAGGUUUGGGGACUGAGGAAGAGAAACAGGGGAGAAAGCUUUGUAACCUGGGUACAUCUUCUCCAAAUGAAAUUAAUUGUAUUAUUAGACAAACUGCUUCAGCAGCUGGCAAAACAGCAGGAACACGUCGAUUCUGCUUCCUUGGUUACAGGGAGUGAUAGUACACUUGACCUUCAGAGGAGCAGGGUCACAGAGAGGGCAUUUUUAAACAAUUCUGUCUGGUUUCAGUGAUUGGAAUCUUCACUAAUGGAACUUGGAUGCAAAUGUCUGUGAAUAGAUUGUAAUUGACCUCUGUAUUCUUGUUGGAUUGUUUUGGCCUGAGAAGUUUGCUGAGGAAAAAUGUAAAUAAAGCUGCAGGAAGGAUUUGACACUGUACAGACUGUUCAGACUUCAUUAUCUGAAUCUCCAGUGAUGACCAGCCCCUCUCAACGCAUCCAAAUUAUUUCUACAGACUCUUCUGUAGCUUCACCACAGCGCAUUCAGAUUGUGACAGAUCAGCAAACAGGACAGAAAAUCCAGAUAGUGACAGCAGUGGACUCAUCAGUGUCUCCGAAGCAACAGUUUAUCUUGGCCAGUCCAGAUGGAACUGGAACAGGAAAGGUGAUAUUGGCAGCACCUGAAACCUCUAAUGCCAAGCAACUUAUCUUUACCACCACUGACAACAUUGUACCAGGCAGAAUUCAGAUUGUGACAGACUCUGCUUCAGUGGAACGUUUGUUGGGUAAAGCUGAUGUCCAGCGGCCACAAGUAGUAGAGUAUUGUGUUGUUUGUGGAGAUAAAGCAUCAGGUCGUCACUAUGGUGCUGUCAGUUGCGAGGGAUGCAAAGGUUUCUUUAAGAGGAGUGUAAGGAAGAAUUUGACCUACAGUUGUCGUAGCAACCAGGACUGUAUCAUCAAUAAACACCAUCGGAAUCGUUGCCAGUUUUGUAGGCUUAAGAAAUGCUUAGAGAUGGGCAUGAAAAUGGAAUCGGUUCAGAGUGAAAGAAAGCCUUUUGAUGUGCAACGGGAGAAACCAACCAACUGUGCAGCUUCAACUGAAAAAAUCUAUAUCAGGAAAGACCUAAGAAGCCCUCUCAUAGCAACUCCAACAUUUGUAGCAGAUAAAGAUGGGGCCCGGUCAACAGGUCUUCUUGAUCCAGGAAUGCUUGUGAAUAUUCAGCAGCCUUUGAUACGGGAUGAUGGUACAGUCCUGCUAGCUACAGACUCCAAGGCUGAGACAAGUCAGGGUGCUUUAGGAACACUGGCAAAUGUUGUAACAUCCCUUGCCAGCCUUAGUGAGUCACUUAAUAAUGGAGAUACUUCUGAAAUCCAACAAGAGGAUCAAUCUGCCAGUGAGAUCACUCGGGCAUUUGAUACUUUGGCUAAAGCACUUAAUACCACAGAUGGCACAGUAGCUCAGAACUUGGCAGAUGGGAUGGAUCCUACAGGAGGAGGGAAUAUUCAUGUAAUCAGCAGAGAUCAGUCAACACCAAUCAUUGAAGUGGAAGGACCCCUACUUACAGAUACACAUGUCACAUUUAAGCUAACAAUGCCUAGUCCAAUGCCAGAGUACCUUAAUGUACAUUACAUCUGUGAGUCAGCAUCACGACUGCUUUUCCUCUCAAUGCACUGGGCUAGAUCUAUCCCUGCUUUUCAAGCACUUGGACAGGACUGUAACACAAGCCUAGUUCGUGCCUGCUGGAAUGAGCUAUUUACCUUAGGCCUAGCACAAUGUGCACAGGUGAUGAGUCUGUCUACUAUCCUAGCAGCUAUCGUCAACCACCUUCAGAACAGCAUACAGGAAGAUAAGCUUUCCGGAGACAGAAUAAAGCAAGUCAUGGAACACAUCUGGAAACUUCAGGAGUUCUGUAACAGCAUGGCCAAGCUUGAUAUUGAUGGAUAUGAAUAUGCAUACCUUAAAGCUAUAGUCCUCUUUAGCCCUGAUCACCCUGGUCUGACGAGUUCAAGCCAAAUAGAAAAAUUCCAAGAGAAGGCACAGAUGGAGUUGCAAGACUAUGUCCAAAAAACCUAUCCGGAAGAUACUUAUAGGUUAGCCCGGAUUCUAGUUCGCCUGCCAGCACUUAGACUGAUGAGCUCUAGUAUUACAGAGGAACUUUUUUUUACUGGUCUCAUCGGAAAUGUUCCGAUUGACAGCAUAAUCCCAUACAUCCUCAAAAUGGAAACAGCAGAGUAUAAUGGUCAAAUAACUGGCACAUCUGCAUAGUGGGAACAAUGCACCUUGGUGGAUCAAAGUAAUUUUAGUAAAACAAGUAACUACACAAUUGAGAGAUAAGUUUUAAAAAAAAAAGACAUUUUGGUAUGUAAAAAUAUUUCCAACAUGUUACCAGUUUCCUACCAGACUGCUCCUUGUCUAUUUAUUUCCAGUGACAAAGUAUAAAAAGCUAUUAAAACACCUCCGACUAGGACCCUUUUCUGCCAUAAGGAGUGUUUUGAUGCCUUUCAUUCAAAAGGCUGUGGAUUACUGAACAUACUUUUAACAUGCUUUGUAUUUAGAAAUUAUCAAUGGGCAAAAAUAGAGUUUUAUAAUGUCAGAGAUUAGUAUUAAAAAUUGCUAAAAGAAGAACAGUAUGUACAUAUUUAAAUUUUUCCUUGGAAUUAAUAUCUAAUAAUUACCAGGAUAUAAUGAUGAUAGCACUUUCUAAGCACUUCUUGUCAAAGCGAUAAUGUCAUCAACAUUUUACUUAUGAGCAGGGCAAAUGGAAAAUUGCAUAUGUUUUUGGUCAAAUUGCUAGUGAUUUCUGUGAAGGCUAUAGGGGACAAUCAUUUAUACUACAUAAUAUUGCUAUUAAUAAUGUUAUGUAUUUAAUGGUAAAGUGGAAAUUUAAAGCAAAUUUCUACACUGUUAGCACUAAGCUCUGCUAAAUUAGUGAAAAUGAGGUUUAUUUGACAUAAGUAUAAUGACUAUAGUAUAAUUAGCAACAUUAAUAAAUGCUACAGAAAUUGCCCAAAUUGGAAGGCAGAAUACCAAUUUUUUGCCAUAGUAAUAAUGAAACUUUCAGACUCCUUAAAAUUUCAAUUUCAGCCUGGCAUAGAUGUUUACACAGUCGUGAUAGACGUUAUUCCAACAGGACAACUUUUGGUUGUGGCGGAAAUCAGUCAUUAACUGGCAGGGAAGCAAUCCUUCCAACUAGAGUCAUGCACUCCUAGUCUCUGUGUAUACUUUUUAUACUUCCAAAUUCAUUCCUUCUGUCUGCAGCCCUAAAUGACCCUCACCAUCCUAGGAGCCAAAGGGGAUGAUUGUGACUUCGUUAGAGCCCAUAACGCUGCUGUCAGAUAACGGAUAAGUGCAGAACAUGAGGUUCUCUUCCUUCCCCAGGGACUGAGCAUCCUGUCUUUGCAGUGCUCCCUAUCCCGUUCUGAUGCAGUUCUAAAUUGGAGCAUCGGCUGGGUUUUUUAUAUUCAUUCAUGUGCAGUUACAGUUAAUGACCGAUUGUUUGGAGUUAGAAUACUAGCUAUCUUUGUUUUUAUCUUGGGUAGUAACCUAUCAAGUCAUUUUCUAGGAUUCACCUGUUCCUGCUAAUAUUGCAUUUAUUUUAGUAUAAUUUAUUAAUAUUAACACUGAAUAUUUUAAACAAUCAAAAUUCAUAAAAAAGCAUUUUGUCAGAAGAGUUAUAGCUACAUUAAGCUGAUUCUUGCUUAUUACAUACAUUAAUUAAUUACUUUAAUGAAUUUACAUGGCAGUGUCAUUUUCUAGUUGCAUACUUGUGACAAAAAUAUAAAUAAUGAGUUCAGCACUUUUUUGUUUCUGGUAUUAGCAUUGAUUUAGAAACAUUCCAACAGGGUUGGUUUUUGUCUCUUAAGGGUCUGAGCUAUAGCCAAAGGAUUUUGAGCAACUCCUUGCUACUGUAUUAGUAAGUCCAUUCUUGGUACAAUUCAUCCUUAUAGUAAGACUCUCAUUUGUAACACUCAUUCUGACAAAUAAGGCUGUGUAAUUUUAGCUCCUAGGUACAUUAAACUCAAUUACAAUCUCCAUCUUUUUAAAGUUCAGAAAUCUUGGUUCUCAAUAAGAAUGGUAUAGACAGAGUGCAGUGUAAAGGCAGACAUCUGAGGUCUUGCACCAUCUUCUUCCUAGGGUUUUAUUAUAGUAAAUGAAGUUUGUCAUUUCUUUAAAAGUGACAAAAGCCCCUCUAUUCUGAACAUCCUUAGGCCAACUGGAAUGCAGACCUAAGCCUUAGCCGUUAUAUUAUAGUUAUAUAUAUUAUAGUAUACUUGUAGGGUUGUGUCAGCACUUCUGAUAUAAAACCCCUAUUUUAAGGGUUUACUUCUUGGCCUUAGAAAUUAGUAGUAGCCUGAAUUUUAACAUACAAGGUACUUGCCUUGGAAACAGAAUUUCAAAGAAAAGUUGUGGCCAUUUUUGUGCAAAAGUGAAUGUUAGAGGUUUACUGUUUUGAUUGUUUAAAAAUAUAGCGUGCACAUUGAACUGUUUUUUCUGGGGGGCUAUGGCAAAAGAUUAGCAGGUGAUAUAAUUUAAUCACUUGUAAUGUGUAGUAAAAAUCAUUCAAACAGUCAAGUAAGCAUUUUUAGAGGAGUGUGAAAUAUUCAUAAACAAAAAGUAUACUAAACCACUGGAAAUCAAUGUUUUUCCAAAUUUUAUUAUAAACUGAGACCAUUUUCCAUGAAAAAUGUUGUUGGACAUGUACAUUUCUCUAGUAAAGGGUCUCAUUUGCUGGUAAAGAUGAGCCCAUGUUUGAGUAAAAAUGGCUUCUCUGUUGAAAACGUGCAAAAAAAGUUUAUUUUUUUCAUUGUGAAAAUAGCCAUUUUGAAAAAGGUAACCCACAUAAAACUAAGCUGUGGAGCAAAAUCACAUGAAACUGCUAAAAUUUAUGCAUUAAAUUUUAUAAAUAAAAAACGAUGAAUUUUGCACAGCACUGUUAACAUGUAUAGAAUGCAUCCUACAAACAUAGGACUAUACUGUUUGUACCUUAUUCUGCAAGUAGUCUCAUGGACUUCAGGAAGACUUUAUGUAGAGUAAAACGCUACUCAGUGUGAGUAUGGGUAUUGCAAUCGAGCCCAUACUUAGGAUUUAUUUUUAAAAAGUGUAAAUGUACUUAAUGGAUAGAGUGAAGCAGUUCCAUAAUUACACUUUUAUUUUAAAACCCUCAAAUUACUACCUUUAAACUAUGAAAACUCUGUUUGUGUAGCAUCAUUGGCAUGGUUUGUCAGAGCUCAGCUAACGUAGUCCCCAUGUAAUUAAUAAAAAGGAAUGUUUUCUGUGAUCAUAUGUUGUUUUGAUCUAACACAAACAGUUUAGAUGGUAGAAAUUUGUACAGCAGCUGGUGGAUCCCAGAGCUUAGGAGAUAUUUAGGGUCUCAGCUAUUUGAACACAAGUUACAGAUAAUAGAAUACGUAUGGAUAAUAAGCUUCAUGCUUCUUUUUCACAUGCUGCUCUAGAGCUACCAUUAACACUGAGCCAAGGAAUUGGUAUGCUGCAGAGAGAGAGAUGCUGUAAAAGAGACACUUAAAAUAUUAUUGCCCUAUUAAAAAUGGGGGCCAAACUCCAUUGUGGUGUGGCUUUUUUUCACCAAACACUAAGAUAAUCUAGCUGUGAAGCCAUCUUAACUGGAUCCAGAAGGACCAUCCUAAUAUAAGGCUGAUCUACCAGAGGGAUGGAGCUGAUUUAGGGGUUCUUGUGCUGUUCCAGCCACCUGUGGCUGGGAUAGCAAGGGAAAAAGGCAUGGCUGGGGAAAAUGGGAGAUGACCAAGUUGCUCCUGCAUUAUGCUAAUCAUUGGUCGUAUUUUCAGUUCCUUAUGGCCAUUGAAACUCACAUGCUGUUUUAACAUAGCAUGAGGGGAAUGGCCUGCACACAGCAGCUCCCAAGAUCAUAGGCGUGCUUUCAGUCAUCUUUGCACACCAUUGACCAACACUCUUCACAGUUUGGCUGCCACAUGGGACCUGAUUCCAUAUGUUCAAAUAGUAAUUUCCUUGCCUAUGUUACUAAUAAUGCAUUUGAUUAUUAAAACUGAAAGAGUAUUGCAAGUGUAAAUUAUUUUCUGCCACUUAUUGGCUUUUUUAUGUACUCUUUCCAUUUCUUAAGGAUUGGGUAAUGAGAAUAGACUAGUCUGGUUCCCUUUGGUUUCUAGUCAGUUUCACUUAAAAUUUCUCCUCUCUAAGCACAAGACUGCACUUUUGUAUUGUAAAUAUAGAUUGGGAAUAUUUGUGUUUGUUUUUCUUUUGAAAUAUCAACAACAGAAUUAUUGGAAAUAUUUGUGUUGGUCUUAAAUUUGGUAAAAACUUACUUUUACAAACCUAAUUGUGUGGCCAGAUUUGACCUGACAAAACUAGGAGCCAAAGUACCAUAGCCUGAUAGUGAUUGUAGAAAACCUUGGAUCCAAGUAAAGUUCCUGCUACUGCCUCAGAAUUAACGCUUCUUCAAAACCUGAUAAAGUUUCAUUGUCCUACUUUUAAAAGUAAAGAGUUUUUAACUCAGUAGAAGUGUCAUGGUGAAUCGAGCUUGACCAUCCGUAUAUAGCAGUAAGAUUUAGUUCAUACAAAAACUGGAAUUCUGUGUUGGCUGAAAUUGUUUGGAAUGCAGUGAGUGAUAAUAACUCCCAAGUCUGUUGACCAUCAGAGUAUGCUGUGAGGCCUGUCUGUUUUCCCAUUCUUUUGAGAAAGAUGUGAGUUUGGAAUUUGUAUGUGGAUAUAAAGGAAUGCUUAUUGAUAGUUAUGAAGGGUUAAUUUGGGUAAGCAACAUUUGGGCUAUUUUUAUAAGAUUUGUAAUUGUUUUUACUGUAUAUGUACCUAAAACAAGCAGCCAUAUUUAAAAAAUCUAAAUAAAAGUAAUUCUCCUUAGUCACACUGACUUGUCAAACAGCAAUCAGAAUUAAGAUUAAAUUAUUUUCCUUUCACUUCCAUUAUUUGUAAAUUAGAAAUCAUCCUUGGAAGCCAAUGGUGUUACUUUUAUGUAAAACUGGUGGACGGGAAAGGAGAAUCAGAUCGCAAAUUUUUAGGUGGGUCACACAGACCCAGAUUUUGACUCAUCUUAAAACUGUUAGAAUAUAGACAAUGUUUAGAUUAUAAAGGCCCCAUGCAGCAGAAAACUGACUGCUGGCCAAUGGAAGUUUUGGCUGGCUGUAGUCAAAGAUGGCAAGACUCAUCAUUGACCUACAGCCCCCUUGCACUGUAAUUCCUGACACAAAUCGGCUGUAGGACAGGAAUAAAGUCCACUAAUGAAUAGCAUUGGCUCGAUGGGGCUUCUAUGCCAGGAAUCGAGCGGGGUUUGCUCUGCCCCCCAUAGAAGUCUUUGGCACAGGGUGUGUUCUGGGGUAUAUUGGGGUAGGAGGAGGCAUGGCCAGCGCAUUCCUUUGCCCUGAUGAUUUCCCAAUGUUGCAAAACCCAUAAGGGUCCUAAACUGCACAAGGGACUAACCAAUCUCUAGCAUGUCCUUAUUAUGAGAUGUUUUUUCCUAUGGUAGAGGUUGUGUAACGCUGAAAACUGCACUCUUUUUGUUGCCAUGUGUAUGGAAUGGGGUUGUUGAAAUGAUUCUGGGAAACACUGAACAUUUUUAGAAUAUUCUCCCACCUCAACCUCCAUAUGGGUAGGAGUGGUGAUUUUAGGAUCUUUCCCUGACUGACUAACAUUUUUAAUCAGCGAAGAAUUUUAAAAGCACUACCCUAGUUUAAAGAACUGAUUGACGGUGCCACUGUGAAUGGAUUUCAGCCUGGCUAAAGAUUCACUUAUAGCAAGUGGAGAUCAGGAAAGCCCUUCUGCAAUAGCAACAGGGAUGGGGCACCCAAUCCAUAUCAGACAAUGCAGGAGUUAACAUUGGUAUGUAUACACACAAACACUUCAAGCAAACCUUUUAACACACUAGAUUAUCAGAACUGUGCUGACAUCACUGCCAUUCUCAAUUACAUUUAAGGCACCACUGACAUAAACAAGAAAUUAACAGAUAUCAUAAUUUCCACUCAUGGCAUCAGAUGCUCACUGCUGGUAUUGUGGGAUGUCUGUACAUACACAGGGAGACAGCUAAAUACAUGCCAAAACAAUACUGCUCCAAAGCUUAAAAUGCAGAUUUAUCAGCAAGUACUUGCAGGUUCAAAUCUCCCUAUAGGCAAAGGAUUUUCUUUUUAAUUUUGUUUUAUUUUCCUUAGUUUGAUUUGACAUUUCUCUUUUCUCUUUCAGUCCUUAUCUGGAAAAUAAAAAAAAAGGGUGUGUGGGUGUAUUUUUCCUUCCUCCUCUCACCCCUGAAAAAGCAGAGAGAUGGGAAGAAAAGCAACAAGUAGCCUCAGGUACAUCUCAGAAUUUAGUUCCAGGAGUGCACCAGACCCACCUGAUAGCAGCAGCGCUGCAACUAUCAUGGUUGGCUCCCUGUGUAAGCAUAGACUUACUAUGAUAGUAGCAGAGAACAUCUGCUGUCACAAUACAUCUUUGUACACAGGUAGAGCCAGCAAAAGAAGCUAUGUUGGCUUCUACUUUAUACAAAACAGAGGAUGGGGGAGGUCAGAGUUACCAGAUACAGAAAGAUAAACUGAGUAAUAAUAGAAAUAUUACUUUCAAAUUUGCAAGAGGCCUUAUAAAGAGCGAGGAGUGAAAAAUCAAAAACUAUUUUAAAAAUGUGUUUGACAUUCCCCAUUUAAUUCUGAAGUUGCUGUGUCAAUUGAAAAGUAUAUUUUAUAGGACUGUCAAGCCCCUUAGAAAUAAGACUACGCUUAUUGUUUUACUAAGGAUGCCCUAAUUCCCCUUUUUAGCCUGUGUGAUAUAAACCUACCUUAAUGGUUAUCAGUAUUAAAUGUGAAAUUAUUUUGCAAACAUUUAAAAUGUUAAUCUUAUGAAGAUGGAAGUUAAAAUUAAAUACACAUACAAAAUUUUUAAAAAGUCAAAUAUAUUGGAAUUGAAAAGCGCUAUCGUCUAUAAUUUCCUUAUUGUAGGGCUUUCUGUUUGUUGUGAAAUCUGUACUGUAUUUAUCAUGGGAAAUAUCCAUGUCAGUAUAUCACAGUGUUCCAUAUUUCCCAAUGUCUAAUUUAUUAUUUGGAUUAUGUGAGGGCUUUGAAAAUGGAUUACUAGAUCUUUAAAUUCAUGCUUUUCCUCCCCCAUCUUUUUUUUUAAUAUCGUUUUUUUAUAUAUUUGUUUGUGCCUUCUAUCAUUGUAUAUUUCUGCAUGUUUAGUAAUAGAGCUCACUCGUGUAGCUAAUGCAUAUGUACAUAGUUGUAUGUAUGUGUGUAUGAAUGUGUUUAUAUCUAUCUCCGUGUAGUAUAUUAUGUACAGUGUA